CAGCUAUUCACUCUCACCUUUCUCAUAAGCGCGCGCACAGCACAACGUAAAUCUUCCGGCCGAAUCGUGAAGGAAGAUCGACUUCGGUGGCUACUUGGCGGCAAUAAUUUUCCGCGGAAAGGAUUUCACUUACAGGACGGUGAUGAGGCUCAUCGCGGUGAUCCUCGUCGUCGCUUUUUCGGGUGCAGCGGUGGGCCAGGAUUUCGGCGGUCAUGCGCUCUUCGUGAGAACCCCGGACGCGGAUCCCGCUCGCUCGAGAGUCCAGCGGGCUGCUGCCGCGACAUCGCCGGCAGACGUGAUGGCGCAAAAUAUCCUAGAGUGGAUUCAGGGGAUCUACCAGCAGGGCGCACGUAAAACUCGCCAACAAUCGGAGUCAAACGCGUACUUGCCGCCGUUCAGCACCCAACGACCGCCCGAGAAACCCCGGCCCUUCCAGCCAUCAGGGGUGACGAGUUUUCCAAUCCAGAGGCCGUCAUCACUCUAUACUCCGCCGAAUACCGGUGGUUACCCGGGCUCCGUACAACCCUCGUACACCCCGAGACCGAGCUUUCCCAGCAGCCAGCAACCUACGUCAACGUAUGUGCCGCCAAGUUUCAGCGGCUCCACGUCCUACAACCCUCGGCCGAGUCAACCUUCGUACUCUAACACGGGCUCGUCGGCCUUUCCGCCGCUGAACUCCCCGGAAUCGUCGAGCACUUACCUUCCGCCGCAACCGCCGUCCUUCCCGUCGACCAGUCCAAGACCCGCACCUUUGCCCGGGUCCAUAAGUGGGGCCAACGGCUACCAAUCUUCCGUCGGUGUCGGCAGCACAGCGGGAGGAUACUCGCCUGGAGGUACUCCUGGAACAUUACAACCGCCGGUUACAGGAUAUUCGACCCCAGGCGGCUUCUCCACAUCGUACGGCUAUCCAUCGGAGCGGCCCACGCCAGGUUUUCCAACCCCGGGCGGUGGAGGAUAUCCUAGUUCAGGCUACCCUCCAAGCGGAGGGGGAUCUACUUCGACUGGAUAUGCACCCUCCACUCCCGAAGGACCAAUCCCUCCCUUCACUACGCCAGGUGAAGCUGGCACUGGUACUGCUGCGCCAGGGGUUCCUGGUGCAGAAACUGGAACUGCGGAGACAGGCACUGCUUCUUCAGAAGAAACUGGAGCCGUCACGGAUGAAGAUCUCAAACAUCCCCCGCAUAUUCAUAGUCUCGACGUCGAGUGCAGUAAAACCAUGAUGACGAUCAAUAUCGAAUUCAAUCGCGCUUUCGACGGCGUUAUUUAUUCUAAGGGAUUCUAUAUGAACCCGGAAUGCAGGUAUGUAGAACAGAAUUCGGGUCAAACGAAAUAUUCCUUUACCGUGAGUCUAGAGUCGUGCGGAACUCAAUUCAUCAAUGAUUUCGAGGGUGAAGCCGGUCAAGCUUAUCUGGAGAACGUUCUUGUAUUACAGAACGAACCGGGUAUACAAGAAGUCUGGGAUACAGUGCGAAGAGUACGAUGCCUCUGGGAAGGAAACAUUAACAAAGCCCUAACAGUAAACUUCUCAGUGGACAUGUUGAACCAGGAAAUCGUUACCUUCAGUGGCGAUACGGCUACAGCCAAAUUGGAUAUUCAGAUCGGUAGAGGACCUUUCGCACCUGCAGCUGAUGGACUAGUAAAGAUCGGAGAGACAAUGACCUUAGUCGUUUCCGUGGAAGGCGAUCCCGGCUUCGAUCUUCAGGUACGCGAUUGUGUGGCGCGAGACGAAGCCUCGACCAAUAUGCUGCAGCUCACCGACGAAAGAGGCUGCAUCUUGAAACCGAAAUUGUUCGGUGCCUUCCAAAAGACAAACGAUACCGGAAAUACAGGCGCUUCUAUUAUUGCUUAUGCGUUCUUCCAAGCUUUUAAAUUCCCUGAUGUUAUGGAUCUAUUCAUUGAGUGCAAUAUCGAGCUAUGUAAAACGGAUUGCGAGCCUUGUCCAGGAGAGCAACAAAUCGAACCAGGUAGACGUCGUCGAUCGAUAAUGUACACAUCUACAAACACUUCGACGAAUCCGGUUUUGCUAUCGGACCCGGUUCGUGUCGGACGUCGUUUCAAAGUGAUCAUGUUAGAUGACUUGAGCACAGCAUCCAGUCAGAUCUUGGAGAGCAUGGAGGAAACGGCCGUCGAGACGAUGACAAAGGCGAAAGAUGUUUGCAUGAGUAACGGCGGCUUUUACACGACUUUCUCUCUUAUGUUGAGCACGCUCUUCGUCGCGACCAUAAGCGCGGCUGUGCUUUACAUUAAAUUGCAACGGAUUCGUACAACAAAAUUUGUGGAUUCGUAGAAGGAUAUUAUUUACAACACCUCGAUAGUUACUAUCGUAACGAAGUUAGAAAAGAAGUUGCGUAGCAAACGAUGAACGCGUGCCAGUAAUCAAAUAAUGCUUAAGCAGUGAACAUUACCCUUCAUCGCUUCGUAAUCAUUUUUCCUGCAAAAGAAUUUAUAGAGAAAGACCGAAGAAAAAAAAGUAUACACCGAGAUAUCUGGAACAAAUGUUAUUACAAUUAUGAUAAAUUAAGACAAUUUUUUUUAAUUCGUUGUUCCCGCAUAUCUAUAAAUUAAUUUUUUUACCGGAAUAUAUGCUAAUUUCAUUUUACUCGACAGAGGUGUGCAGCCAUAUUUUACAUAUCAGUUUACGAAUAUAAUCUAACAAACUACUCGUGCAAUCCUCGAAUGACGAUAGUGCUCAUUUUGCGUAAUAUUGAAUACCGUUACGAUAUGGUAUUUAUUGGAUACUUUGAUAUCAACAAUGUAGAUCUUAAGGAUUUUAAAUAAAUUAUGAUAUUUGUAAAAAAAA
Cataglyphis hispanica is the source of this 2800-nucleotide messenger RNA. RefSeq lists its product as uncharacterized. Lineage: Eukaryota; Metazoa; Arthropoda; Insecta; Hymenoptera; Formicidae. The transcript is spliced from 9 exons. The coding region runs from base 143 to 2287 and encodes 714 amino acids. The record is from RefSeq and is a predicted model, not a curated record.